Molecule: messenger RNA, 3879 nt
Organism: Aspergillus thermomutatus
Lineage: Eukaryota; Fungi; Ascomycota; Eurotiomycetes; Eurotiales; Aspergillaceae
Product: putative C6 finger domain protein
Exons: 15
Coding region: 1-3879 (1292 amino acids)
Biological process (GO): DNA-templated transcription; regulation of DNA-templated transcription; cyanide catabolic process
Molecular function (GO): DNA-binding transcription factor activity, RNA polymerase II-specific; zinc ion binding; cyanide hydratase activity
Source: RefSeq, a predicted model, not a curated record
AUGGCACCAGUCUUGAAAAAGUACAAGGCCGCAGCAGUCAACGCUGAGCCCGGCUGGUUUGACCUCGAGGAGUCUGUCCGCCGUACCAUCCACUGGAUUGACGAAGCCGGCCAAGCUGGCUGCAAACUCAUCGCCUUCCCUGAACUAUGGAUCCCCGGAUACCCCUACUGGGCCUGGAAGGUCAACUACCAGGAGAGCCUGCCUCUGCUGAAGAAGUACAGGGAGAACAGCCUGCCCUCGGACUCGGAGGAGAUGCGCCGCAUCCGCAACGCCGCCCGCGCCAACAAGAUCUACGUCUCCCUGGGCUACUCCGAGGUCGACCUUGCGAGUCUGUACACGACGCAGGUCCUGAUCUCUCCCACCGGCGAUAUUCUCAACCACCGCCGCAAGAUCCGGGCCACCCACGUCGAGCGCCUGGUCUUUGGCGACGGCACCGGCGACACAACCGAGUCGGUGACGCAGACGGAGAUCGGCCGCGUGGGCCAUCUGAAUUGCUGGGAGAACAUGAACCCGUUCAUGAAGGCGUAUGCGGCCUCGCUGGGCGAACAGGUGCAUGUCGCCGCCUGGCCGCUCUACCCGGGCAAGGAGACGCUCAAGUACCCGGAUCCGUUUACGAAUGUGGCCGAGGCAAAUGCGGACCUGGUCACGCCUGCGUAUGCCAUCGAAACGGGCACAUUCACCCUGGCCCCAUGGCAGACCAUCACCGCCGAAGGAAUCAAGCUCAACACGCCCCCGGGUAAGGAGCUGGAGGACCCUCAUAUCUACAACGGCCAUGGUCGUAUCUUUGGCCCAGACGGACAGAAUCUCGUCCCUCAUCCGGACAAGGACUUUCAGGGCCUUUUGUUUGUUGAUAUUGACCUGGAUGAAUGCCAUCUCUCCAAGUCCCUCGCAGACUUUGGAGGUCACUACAUGCGUCCGGACCUGAUCCGACUGCUGGUCGACACCAACCGGAAGGACCUCGUCGUUCAUGAAGACCGUGUGAACGGGGGAGUUGCGUAUACUCGUACGGUGGAUCGGGUUGGACUGUCGGCGCCUUUGGAGGCCGUCAGCCAGGAGGUUGAGCAUGAGAAUCGCGCAUCACGGAUCCGAUGCGACGGCCAGGAAAAAUGUGCGAAUUGCAUUUCCCGGGAGAAAACAUGCUGCUAUGUCCCCAGCAAGCGAGGGGGAGCGAGGAUUCCUCGCAACAAGUGCAAGAGCACACCCUCGUCAUCUUCCACCGUACAGACUGUAGAUGAAAAGGAUGAAAGACGGCACGAGUCAACACCUAGUGCAGAGGGAUCAUGGAAGUCGAACAAUGAGGAUGACCUUCUCGAUCACCUCCUGAGUCUAGGGAGACCUGGUGCGGGACUACGCAGCGUCGAAAGCUCGGUGGCCGAGAUGGAGCACAUCUUUGACCAUAUCUUCGGGGCUGAGAAUCCUCCUUUCGCUGAAAGCGAUGAGCCUGUCUCGGAUCUGUUGCAGGUAUAUGGCAGCGACGAGGACAUACUCGAUGCCUACUACGUCUUCAUCCAUCUCUACUAUCCUAUCCUACCUCCUCCGGAACGACUCCCGGCAUACAAUCGUCCAAUAAAUGGAAACUCGACGUUCCGACCGUCCAGUCCGCUAAGCCUUGCCAUCUCUGCCAUCCUCGUCCUCAUCCCGCACCCCGGGAUCAAGCAACCGUCGACGGCGGAGGACACGCGGCUUCGACGAAACGCGGCCCACAGAUACGCGCAGUCGGCUCUCGAAGCAGUAGAUGCGGAUCUGGAAUUACUCGAUUCCUCGUCUGACCCGUCCAGAGCACUUAGUGACGGGGCGCAGAUGAUCGCCCGGCAACCAUUCCAUCCGAAAGUGCCCGUGCCACUCGAGGCCAUUCUAGCACUUGUACUAUUGAGUGUGUAUGAAUAUGCCCAGCGUGGGAAUAUCAGGAAGAUGUGCAAUCGGGCGGGACAGGCCUUGACUGCUGCGAUGAGCAUGUCGUUGCAUGAGAUGGUCGAGGAGGACGAAUACGCCGAGGCGCGUCGGAGAGCUUGGUGGAUUACUUAUUUGACCGUCUGUCAAGGCUCGAUAGUCAGCGGGAUGCCGGCCGCUUUCAACUUGUACGACCCACGCUUUGUGACGCCGUAUCCCGAGGGAUGGAAACUCCUCAUUGAGGCGCAGCAGACAAUCCUCGAGGCCACCACGUUCGUCCACGAUCUCGACCAGACCGUCAAAUCUCGGUUCAAAGCGUCCUGGAUCUCGAGUCGAAUGACAGAACUAGACCAUCAAAUCACGACCCUUCUUCUUCUCUGCAGAAGUUCAUCCUUAUCCACAGCUGUCUCACCGUUGGACUCGCCGGAAAAGAUAGCCUCACAGACAAUCAACCAGAUUGCGGAGAUCAAGCUGCACAGCGCUCGCAUCAAAGUCCACCGAUUCUGCGCCUUCUCGGACAUCCCCGUCUUCCGCAAACGCCACUGCGAUCUUCAACCCGAAUGCUGUGGCAUCGAGUCCGCGGAAUCCGCCAUCCCCUCGCCCCCGGAAGAUAUCCCCCUUCCAUCCAUCAUGAAGUCUGAUCUUCCCGAUCUCAACUUUCCUUUCUCCUCGCAUGCAUCGUCCAAGAUAUGUCUCCAGUCUGCGCUGAACAUCGUCACGCUGGUCGAUAACCUCCCCUACCCAAAUCCGGACCAUACCAUCCCCUUGACCCUUCCCCCGUAUCUGUCCAAUGCUUCCCGUGUAGAAAUCCCCCGAACGAUGCCGACCUUCGCCUGCUGCGUCAUGCAGUCGAGCUACGCGAUGCUGAUGCUGUAUCUCAAGGCGCGGUCCAAACAUGCCAAUAGUCCCGAGGACUCGGUGUCCGCCAAGGGUCUGUCGCUAACGGGGUUUCUGAACGAAUUGCAGCAGAAUCUCCGACUUGUGUCGAAAAUUCUGGCGAAUUAUGCGAUUGCCGCUGAGGCGUUGCAGGGCAUGAAGGCUCAGUCUUCCGUACGUGUCGCCGUCACCCAGGCCGAACCAGCAUGGCUCAAUCUCGCAGACGGCGUAGCCAAGACCUGUAGGCUCAUGACUGAGGCAGCGCGAGAAGGAGCCCAGCUCAUCGCCUUUCCCGAGUGCUGGAUCCCCGGUUAUCCAGCGUGGAUAUGGACAAGGAAUCUCGACCCGGAACUCAACAUCGAGUACAUGAAGAACUCCCUCAAGCUCGACAGCCCCGAGAUGGACCAGAUCAAAGCCUGCGCCCGCGGAAACGCCAUUGCAGUCUCCCUGGGCUUCUCCGAGUACGACCACGGCUCGGUCUACAUCGCCCAAGUCCUCGUCGGGGCAGACGGGGAGGUCAAGGCCCACCGUCGGAAGAUGAAACCAACACACAUGGAACGGACGAUUUUCGGGGACGCCUCGGGCGAAUGUUUCGACAAUGUGGUGCAACUGCCCUUUGCGCGCGUCGGCCAUCUCUCGUGCUGGGAGCAUAUCCAGCCCUUGCUCAAGUAUUAUACGUACUCCCUGCGAGAGCAGAUCCAUGUCGCGGCGUGGCCGCCUCUGUAUCCGCAUUCGGGAGGGGGAGAUCUGUGGUCUAUGUCGGCUGAGGGUUGCCAGAAUCUUUCCCGGACGUACGCGAUCGAAUCGCAGACAUUCGUCCUUCAUUGUACGACUGUUAUCUCCGACGCGGGAAUACAGAAAAUGAAGACGGGGAGUGGAUUGCUCAUGGCCACUCCUGGGGGUGGCUCGUCGGCCGUCUUUGGACCGGAUGGACGUCGAUUGACGCCAGAGGUGGAGAGCACGGUCGAGAAGAUCCUUUACGCCGACUUGGAUAUGGAUCAGAUUCUGGCGACUAAGAUGUUUGCCGAUGCGUUGGGACACUAUAGUCGGCCGGAUCUGAUGCGGUUGAGUGUGUCCAAGGAGAGGAGGAAGAGGGUAACUGAGGACGAGUAG